CCAUGAGAAGGCAGCCAGCUACAGGGAGAGAGAGAUGUCAGAGAGUGGUGUCAGAGAGUUAGCCCAAAUCAAUCGAAGAGUGCCCUCCUCGCCCCCAUCCUCCCUCCCCCUUGCCAUCGCAAAAGCACCCAAUCCCAAGCCCAAGCCGCCUUUGCCCCUCCCCUCCCUCGUCGUUGCUACUGCUACUGCUCCAUUCCCCCUUUUCACGCUUUCAUCGCCCCUAGCUCCUCUUGCGAAUGCCUCACUUGUUCGUGAGCUGUUGGGACGACGUGAGACGUCUCCUGCGCCCUACCGUUGGUGGACCCACCGCGAUGAUUGCCAUUCUCGCUUGAGUUUGAGUCCAUGUGGGGUUUUUAGUUUCGAAGAUCUAGCUCGCGAGGGAGGGAGGGAGAAGGGCGCGCGAUCGAAUUGGCUCGGAUCGGGUUGGAUAGUGGUGGGGUUGCGAAGGUGGGAAAGCAAUGGCUUGCUCAUCUGGCGUGGGCUUGAUUUCUAAUCUCUGUAGUGUACAGUCGUCGGUGUCUUCUACGAAGUCAUCUAGCCCCGCACCGCGAUCGAAUUCGAUCUCCUACUGGAAAUCGUCGCCCUCGCCUACGUCCUCGCUCGAAUCAUCUUUUCGCCCCUCUUUUCCCGCUGGUUCUUCUUCCCUAACGAUCCGGAAAGGUGCCACCUCGCCAAGGUCGAAUCGCAUUGUUGCCCAAGCCAUCAACGAAUUGGUGGCAUGCUUCGGGGAGCUCCUGAUUGAUUUUGUGCCCACGGUUGGCGGUCUAUCGCUUGCUGAUGCUCCAGCAUUUAAGAAAGCGCCCGGAGGCGCACCUGCGAAUGUUGCUUGUGGUAUAGCCAAGCUUGGUGGAAAGGCAGCAUUUAUUGGAAAAGUUGGCGACGACGAAUUUGGGCACAUGCUGUGCGACGUUCUGAAGGACAAUCAUGUGAUAACUAAUGGUGUUCGGUUCGACUCUCAUGCAAGAACGGCCCUUGCGUUCGUCACAUUGCGGCAUGAUGGGGAGAGGGAGUUCAUGUUUUACCGCAAUCCUAGUGCCGACAUGCUCUUCCAGCCAGAUGAGCUGGAUAUUGAGUUGUUGCAGCAGGCGUCUAUCUUCCACUAUGGAUCCAUCAGUUUGAUCACGGAGCCAUCUCGCUCGACACACUUGGAGGCAAUGCGCAUUGCCAAAGAGGCAGGCGCACUCCUGUCCUACGAUCCGAAUCUUCGGCUGCCCUUGUGGCCGUCGGCUGACGCCGCGAAGGAAGGCAUUAUGUCGAUUUGGGAUCAGGCCGAUAUCAUAAAGGUCAGUGACGAGGAGGUUAUAUUUCUUACUGGUGCCGACCCCAAGGAUGAUGCACACAACCUGAAAAUGAUGCCCGCUGGCUGCAGGUUGAUGCUAGUGACGGAGGGUGCAGAAGGCUGUCGUUAUUACACCCCGAAAUUUCAUGGCCAAGUGGGAGGUCUCAAGGUUCAAGUGGUUGAUACCACUGGAGCCGGUGAUGCAUUUUGUGCUGGUCUUCUGAGCCAGCUUGCGAAGUCUCCAUCCAUUGUUGAGGAUGAAGAGAAGCUGCGUGAGGCUCUCACAUUUGCAAAUGCUUGCGGAGCUAUCACGACGACUGAAAGAGGAGCCAUUCCAUCGCUUCCUGAUAAUGAGACUGUCUCAAGGCUUUUAAGUACAGCUCAUAGGCUCCCUGCGUAACUACUCUCUCUUUCUGCUCAUUGGUUCUCUUAAAUGGUUUAAGCUAAGGGAGUAAUAAUCAUGUAUUGUUACUGCAGUAUGAUAACUUCGAAGCAAACUCGGUCUGAGUUGGUAACCUAGUUAUUAUUCUUUAUCUUGAGCUUGGUACUCAUCAAGUUCUGCACAUGAUGAUAUUUGCAGAAAGUAUUCACAUGUAGGCAGUUCAUUAGAAUAAAAGAGUUCCAAGUGCACUUGGAUCAUUCAUCUGUGUUGUUGAGGCAAUGGUUUAACCAAAUGUACUCUAGUGUUUUUUUUCA
This is a messenger RNA of Physcomitrium patens, 1975 nucleotides long. RefSeq names its product fructokinase-1. Lineage: Eukaryota; Viridiplantae; Streptophyta; Bryopsida; Funariales; Funariaceae. The record is from RefSeq and is a predicted model, not a curated record. Gene Ontology annotation, biological process: fructose metabolic process. Gene Ontology annotation, molecular function: kinase activity.